This is a messenger RNA of Globicephala melas (long-finned pilot whale), 3071 nucleotides long. RefSeq names its product transmembrane protein 98 (gene TMEM98). The record is from RefSeq and is a predicted model, not a curated record. Gene Ontology annotation, cellular component: endoplasmic reticulum. NCBI's taxonomy places the organism in Eukaryota, Metazoa, Chordata, Mammalia, Artiodactyla, Delphinidae.
UGCCCGGGCCUUCCGCGGCCCCAACCCCCGGCCGGCCCGGGGGCCUGGCGGUGACGGCGGCGCCUGGUAGCGGGGGAUUUGGAUGCUCGGCCGGCGGCUCCCCCCGCCCGCACCACCUCCGGGGGUUUGGCCGCCGGGACUUAUCUCGUUGCCUUCCCGGCAUGCCCCGCUCGCAGACGGCCGCCAGUCCCGCGCCCGGACUUUGCCAUCGCGGGGGGCCCGGCCGCGGGAGCGCCCCGCCUGCGUCCCGGAGCCGCAGCCUCAGCUUCAGCCCAUGCGGGGGAUUGACCGGGACUGAGGCAGCCACCUGGAAGCAUGGAGACCGUGGUGAUUGUUGCCAUAGGUGUGCUGGCCACCAUCUUUCUGGCCUCAUUUGCAGCCUUGGUGGUGGUUUGCAGGCAGCGCUACUGCCGGCCUCGAGAUCUCCUGCAGCGCUAUGAUUCCAAGCCCAUUGUGGACCUCAUCGGCGCCAUGGAGACCCAGUCUGAGCCCUCAGAGCUAGAACUGGACGAUGUCGUCAUCACCAACCCCCACAUCGAGGCCAUUCUGGAGAACGAAGACUGGAUUGAAGAUGCCUCGGGUCUCAUGUCCCACUGCAUUGCCAUCUUGAAGAUUUGUCACACUCUCACGGAAAAACUUGUUGCCAUGACAAUGGGCUCGGGGGCCAAGAUGAAGACCUCAGCCAGUGUCAGUGACAUCAUCGUGGUGGCCAAGCGGAUCAGCCCCAGCCAGGGCUGCUUUCCUUCCUUUUGCCACACCUUCUUCCUGGGCUCCGGACCAGCAAGCACAUUUCCCACUGGUGCCCACACCCGUGUGUGCAGUGACCUCCUGGCUGGCGUCUGUACUGUAGACCAGCUCCUCGUCUCUGUGCUGUCACCCCCGGCCCCAUCCAGGGCUCAGCCAGCAGCCUCCAGGACCGGGUGGGAGGUGAAGAGAUCAUUCAGAUCUCCCAAAUUCCAGGCUGUCUGCAGAAUACCGUGUGGGAGGCAAGCAGCAGGAUUGUAGUCAACAGCUCCACCCCCUCAUUUGGGCUCGAUCUGGUGAAGAAAAUAAAGCCCUUCUCUUAGAGGGAAGGGUGGUACUAAGUUGGUGCUGCCAUCUGGUGGCUGGCACGUGGAUGUGCCUGAGUUGGGAGUUUUUCCGAGUUGAGGAAGUUCCAGGGGUCCUCGCUUUCCACGUUGCCGUGGCCUCGGGUAGAUCACGAGGAACCAGCCCUUGGAGGGAACAUGAAAGAGUUGGUACACUUGAACUCUGCCCAGGGAGUUCAGUGAGUUGAGAACGUGGGAGGGAGAUAAUCCCGAGGAGUUCCUGGCUUUCUCUGGCGCUGCCCCGGGUGGGUGUGGCUACUUGAGUGGCAUCAGCCUAGGUCGGCCCUUGGCCUGAAGACCCCGACCCAGGCUCUGGGCAGGCAGGCACCAGACCUUCCUCUGGCCUCCCGUGAUUGGUAGAGGCUGCACUGCUCAUAUCUGCUGGACCUUCGUCAUGCUUCUUGUUACUUCUGAGAGCCAUCCCAGGGGCCAGACGAAUUCACGUGACCCCAGGUUACAAGGCAGCAUCGCCAGGAGGGCUCGGAGGAGCAAAGAGAUUGAGAUUUCUGAGUCCCAGUGAAGUCCUGGGUGGUCAGGAUUAGCAGUGGUGCUAGAGCCAGGGUGUGGCAUCGCUCAGAGGGCAGACCUCACCUGAUGCUCACUGGCCCGUCCUCCAGAGCACCUGGAUUGCUUCCAGAAUGAUCCCUGCCAUAAAUCAGUCAGGGGCCUUGCUUUCUCCUUUUGCCCUCACACUUUCUCCUUCUGGCGGUUUUUUGUCUCCACUGUUUUUCUUGCUCCAUUUAUUCCAUAUAGUGUGUUGACAGCAUGUUAGUUUCAAGAAGAGUGGCUUCAGCUGCAGGGCAGAGAAAGGGGCUGGCUAAGAUGGGCACUGAGUGACCACACCUCUGUACUUCCGCACCAGCCCCUCAGUCCCAAGACAGGGACUUUCAAGGGCAUCUGUUUUCAAGUGCCUUUGGGAAUCAAACAAUACAUCGUUAUUUUUUGCUUCUUGACUAUCAGGUGGUCCAAGAGCAAGGAUUUGGAUGAAAACCUUGAACCAUGUAAAUGAGAAUGAGUAGUAGCUCCUUCUAGAAUUUGAUUAAAAGAAAAUUAACCAUGAACUGUACCAUGUGCUAAAAGAAAUCCAGCGGAGUAAUUAGAACCCAAAUUAAACUUGGAGGUUUAGUGUUCUGUAUAACUACCUUUAACCAUUUAAAAUUAAACGUAACAGUAAUAAACACUUGUAAAAGUUACAACACUGCAGAAAUAGAGUAUCUGAAAGGUGAAGGACCCCCUAAUUCCACCCCAUCCUAAUUCCUGGAGGCAAUCACUGUUGACUGGUGAGUAUUCCUCCAGACUGCCCCUGCCCACUGCAUCUCACAGCUUUCGUUUAUUCAUUUUUCUGCAAAUGAGGUCAAUUAGACUUUACAUAUUGUUUGGCAAUAUGCUAUUUUAAUGUAGUAGUGUAUCUUUUUUUAAAAAAAUAAAUUUAUUUAUUUAUUUUUGACUGCAUUGGGUCUUCGUUGCUGUGCGCGGGAUUUCUCUAGUUGCGGCGAGCCGGGGUUACUCUUGGUUGUGGUGCGAGGGCUUCUCAUUGCAGUGGCUUCUCUUGUUGCAGAGCAUGGACUCUAGGUGUGCGGGCUUCAGUAGCUGUGGCACGCGGGCUCAGUAGUUGUGGCACAUGGGCUUAGUUGCUCUGCGACACAUGGGAUCUUCCCGGACCAGGGCUCGAACCCGUGUCCCCUGCAUUGGCAGGCGGAUUCUUAACCACUGUGCCACCAGGGAAGUCCAAAUGUUGUCGUAUAUCUUGAACAUCAUUCCAGAUGUGCGAACUUGUACUUUUUAGACCAUUGGAGCUUAAACAAAACCAGAAGAAAUAUUCUCUAAACUGAAUCUUAAGUCUUUCUGUUUAAGUCCCUGUCUGAGAAUGCAGUUAAAGUCCCUAAAGACUGGGUCUGGAAUAUCAAAAGAGAACCAUAGGGAUAAGGAAAGAAAGGAAGGAGGAAAGGCCAUAAGAAAAGCGAAAUACUGAAAACCUUUUGC